Molecule: messenger RNA, 606 nt
Organism: Nannizzia gypsea CBS 118893
Lineage: Eukaryota; Fungi; Ascomycota; Eurotiomycetes; Onygenales; Arthrodermataceae
Product: DUF858 domain-containing protein
Exons: 2
Coding region: 1-606 (201 amino acids)
Biological process (GO): N-terminal protein amino acid methylation
Cellular component (GO): cytoplasm
Molecular function (GO): N-terminal protein N-methyltransferase activity
Source: RefSeq, a predicted model, not a curated record
AUGUCUUUCCCAGGAAAUAUCCCACCAGACUGCUUGAUUAGGAAAGAUGACGGUAGACAGUUCUGGGAGGACAAAGACGGCAACGAAGAUGAAAUGAUUGCAGCUGCUGAGGUACAGCCGGGCAUGUCAGAAGUAGACCUUCAAGGCUCUCGAGAAUUCCUAGCCAAGCUUGGAAUUGGGUCAGACCCGGACUUGCGAACUGUCAACAGUGCCUUGGAAGGAGGAGCAGGAAUCGGAAGAUUCACUGAGGGCGUGCUCUUAGAAAUUGCCGAGCAGGUUGACGUGAUUGAACCAGUCAUUAAAUUUACCGCAAGACUUCAAGGUAGGAACGGUAUACGAGGCAUCUUCAACGUCGGCAUAGAAGAAUGGCAACCCGCUCAGGAUGUCAAAUAUGAUUUGAUUUGGAAUCAAUGGUGUCUCUGCCACCUGACAGAUGAGCAAUUGGUUCAGUACUUGAAGAAAUGUGGCACAGUUCUUAGGGAAGGGACUGGACUCCUUAUUAUCAAGGAGAACCUGAGCAUUCGUGGUGUUGACGUAUUCAACGGCACUGACAGCACUGUUAUAAGGUGGGCCAACUUAUCAGAAAAAUUUGAAAUGAUCAUCUAG